AUGGAAAUUGCUAGCGCCUGCUGGGAAUUGUUCUGUUUAGAACAUGGCAUUCAUGCUGAUGGUAUGAUGUGUCAAGAGGAUGACUUAGACAAUAACUCGAAUGCUUUCUUUAGCAGUAGCUUUUCUCACAAUACGAGCACUAUUAAAUGUGUUCCUCGAGUUUUACUUGUUGAUUUAGAACCCAUUCCAAUUGAUGAGAUACGAACAGGUUGCUACCGUUCAUUGUUUGACCCAAGUACAUUGAUAACAGGGAAAGAAGACUCAGCUAGUAACUAUGCUCGAGGAUACAACAGUUUAGGAUGUGAACUCAUCGAUUUAACCCUUGAACGAAUACGAAGAGUCGUAGAAGUUUGUGAAAAUCUACAAGGUUUCAUUACAUAUCGAUCCAUUGGAGGUGGCACUGGAAGUGGCUUUGGAACACUCAUACAGGAAAAAAUGGCUGAUGAGUUUUGUAAAACCUGCCGACAUGAGUUCAACAUUUUUCCAUCACCAAAAAUUUCGCCAGUCAUUGUCGAGCCAUACAAUGCUUUGUUAUCAACACACCACAGCAUGGAUUAUGCUGAUUGUUGUAUUCUUCUUGACAACGAAGCAAUUUACGAUCUUUGUGGACUGAACUUAGAUAUUAGCAGUCCAACUUAUACGAAUUUAAAUCGUGUUAUUAGUCAAGUGGUGUCCACUUGCACAACCUCUUAUCGCUUUUCUGGAGCAAUAAACAUCGACAUGAUUGAAUUUCAAACGAAUCUUGUGCCUUAUCCGAGAAUUCACUUUCCAUUGUGCACCUACGCACCACUUGUACCUGUUGAAAAAGGGCCGUUAGCAGAUAUGUCGACGCAACUAAUCACUCAAGCUUGUUUUCACCCUCAAACUCAACUCGUGAAAUGUGAUCCCAAGAAAGGCAAAUACAUUUGUUGUUGCAUGCUUUAUAGAGGCGACGUUGAACCAACAGAAAUCAAUAACGCAAUACGUGAAAUAAAAUGUAAAAAGCGUAUCAAAUUUGUGGAUUGGUCACCCACAGCAUUCAAAAUUGGAAUAAACUACCAGGCUCCUACAACUGUUCCCAGAGGUGACAUUUGUUCGGUUAGCAGAGCUGUAUGCAUGCUUUCAAAUAAUUCUGCGAUAAGAUGUGCUUGGGAGAGAGUUCGAAUAAAGUUUGGUAAGCUCUUCAGAAGGUCUGCUUUUAUUCACCAUUUUGAGUGCGAGGGAAUUGAGAAAUGUGAUCUUGUGGAAGCGUCAGAAAAUAUGCUGGCGCUCAUUAAAGACUACGAGGAAGUUGAGAAGGAUUGUUGA
This is a messenger RNA of Clunio marinus, 1287 nucleotides long. The record is from the annotation of a GenBank genome assembly. Lineage: Eukaryota; Metazoa; Arthropoda; Insecta; Diptera; Chironomidae.